GCAUGUGGUGCUUACGAAACUAAUUUCUAAAACCAAAACACGAGAAAGCGAACGUGCGGUUGCGGUACAACACUGGAUUUCCUUGUAUAACUCUUUAAUGCAAUGGAGAGUUGAGUAGUCCACGAUCUAAGAUCUGCAGAAUAUUAAAGAAAUGGCCAAGAGAUCUGAUUUGGCAGGGUUUCUGAGAGGUCUGGAAUACAUCACAAGAGCUGUGAUAGAGACUCAGGGACCAGAGAUAAAGCAAGUAUGGAAGAACAGCAGUCUGAAAACAGCAGCGGAAAAUGUGUUGGCUAGAUCCCAGACCAUUGUACAGGAUGUAACUUCAAACCAAAGCAACAUCCCGAAAGUAAUAAAGGACAAGACAGUGAUGAUGGCAAGUCAAGCAUCUACAGUGGUUAGAACCCUAAGGACAAAUGCCCCAUCAAUGUCUGCUCCAUUUAUGGACAAGAAUGCAUCUGACUUGGACCUGUCAAGUGACUUCAGCAAGGCAUUGGGCGUGAAUGAGGAAGCUUUAAAGGAAGUGGAUUACGUGGAUGGUGAAGAAAAUCUUGCCAAGCCGACAAGCUCCAAGGUGGGCAAAAAACCACCAUCAAAGACUAUACUGAAGGACAUUUUGGAAAAUACAAAAACUGUAAAAACAACAGAAUCCAGUAUUAAUACUGAGGCUGUCUUAAAACCUGAGCCAGUGAUUGAGUCAGAGGACAUUUUUGAGCAAGUCAAGGAAGAUCUAGUGAAGAAAACAGUAAAGACACCAAAACGACCACCACUUUCUUCAUUCAAGUCUGCACCAAAGUUAAGUGACACUGCUAAAGAGAGAAAAGUGCCAUCAUCAAGAAUUGGAAGAGUGGCCAAUUUCGGAGGUUUAUUUGUGGGCCUGGGAGUUGGUGCUUUGUCAGAGGUUACAAAGAGAGGACUGGGACUGAAGAAACAAUCAGCAAAUAACAAUGCAAGUUUGAUUGGAGAAAACCCAUUUCUAUCAAGAUUACUGUUUAUUUGUGGGCCUGGGAAGAAAGUUUUGCGGGGUGAGUUUGGAGAUGACUGGCAGGAUAAAUUUGAACACAUUGAUGACAUCCCCUUUGCUGCUGCUUCCAUUGGACAGGUUCAUAAAGGGAAGCUCAAAGAUGGUACAGAGGUGGCCAUGAAAAUCCAGUACCCAGGUGUGGCAACCAGUAUAGAAAGUGACAUUAACAAUUUAAUGACUGUCUUGAAGAUCUGGGAUUUGUUUCCAAAAGGUGUGUACAUUGAUGACCUGAUGAGAGUCACAAAGAGAGAAUUAAACUGGGAGGUUGAUUAUGAAAGAGAGGCCAAAUGUAGUAUAAAAUUCAAAGAGUUACUAAAGGACCACCCGUUAUUAGAGGUUCCUGCUGUGGUACCUGAGCUGAGCUCUAGGCAGGUGUUAACCACAGAGUUUGUGGAGGGGAUACCUCUGGAUCAGUGUACUGAACUAGACCAAGAAACUAGAGACCAGAUAUGCACAGAAAUUUUAGACCUCUGUUUGACAGAAUUAUUUGAUUGGAAAUUUAUGCAGACUGAUCCAAACUGGGCCAACUUCUUCUACAACCCAGACACUGGAAAGCUGAUCCUGUUAGACUUUGGAGCCAGUCGGAGUUUCUCUGCUCGGUUUGUGGAUGAUUAUAUACGGAUUAUCAAGUCGGCAUCAGAAGGGGACAGAGAGGGCGUCAAACACUGGUCCGUAGAGUGUGGCUUCCUCACCGGAUAUGAAACAAAGACUAUGGAGACUGCUCACAUAGAUGCUGUCAUGAUUCUAGGAGAAGCCAUGGCGAAGGAUGAAAAGUUUGAUUUCGGGACCCAAAGUGCAACCAUGCGUAUCUUUAAUCUUGUUCCAGUGAUGGCUAAACAUAGACUUACGCCUCCACCCCAUGAGACAUACUCUCUUCAUCGGAAAAUGUCGGGGUCUUUCUUAAUAUGUACUAAACUCAACGGCAAAGUCAACUGUAAACGAUUGUUUGACAACAUUUUUGCCCGAUAUGAAUUUGGAAAGGAAUGUGAAUUCUGGCAGGACUAAAUUUUUUGGGAUAUAUUAUUUUUCAAAGCAUGAAUGGAUAUUUAUUGAUUGACUGCUAUUAAAUAUAUCAUGUAGCCAAUGCACAGCUUGCAGUAUGUUUAGUGUUUAAAAUAAUUGUUGGUAUUGGUAGACAUUACUGAUGCAUAAUAAA
Messenger RNA from Saccostrea cuccullata (small rock oyster), 2177 nucleotides. RefSeq names its product atypical kinase COQ8B, mitochondrial-like. Bases 152 to 2026 code for a protein of 624 amino acids. Gene Ontology annotation, biological process: ubiquinone biosynthetic process. NCBI's taxonomy places the organism in Eukaryota, Metazoa, Mollusca, Bivalvia, Ostreida, Ostreidae. The record is from RefSeq and is a predicted model, not a curated record. The transcript is spliced from 14 exons.